CCGCAGCAGGUUGGUCCUGGAGCAGAUGAGCGCAGAAUAUUUAGGCGAAAGCGAGGGGAGGGGGGAGCGCGGGCAGGAGGAGUACCUCGGCCAAGAAAAUUAUGCAUGCGUUAGGCAAGCUCUGAGAGAAUGGCUGUGGAAGCUCUCCACUGUGGUUUGAAUCCACGGGGUAUUGAUCACCCUGCCCAUGCUGACGGAAUUAAACUGCAAAUUGAAGGCGAAGGUGUAGAAUCUCAAUCCAUUAAGAACAGAAAUUUCCAGAAGGUAUCUGACCAAAAAGGAACCCCCAAGAGACUUCAGGGAGAAGCUGAGACAGCAAAGUCAGCUACAGUGAAGCUGUCAAAACCAGUGGCCCUGUGGACCCAGCAGGAUGUCUGCAAGUGGCUGAAGAAACACUGUCCAAAUCAGUAUCAGAUCUACAGUGAGUCAUUCAAGCAGCAUGACAUAACUGGUAAAGUCUGCAGUAUCCAAGGCUCCUCUCGUUCCAUUCCCCUCCCCUCCCAUCACAAUGGCCGUUCUCUACCCGUACACAAAAAUCUUCCUGCGGAAGUUUCCUGGUAUAACUUUUCUUUAAAAUAGGUAAUAAAUUCCAGAAGGCAUGAACCAUGAUUUGAAUGAAUCAGGUAGUUAGUGGAUGAAAGUAGGUUUUGAAUAUUUAAUGCAAGUAUAUGGGGCAGACAGAGUUGGUGGAUCCUAGAGUAAACAAGAAUGCCUCAGUCCUGGUGAAGAGAGAAAGUCGUUCAGGUCAACUCGGUUGGGGAUUUUGUGAAGAUGCAGAGUUCCUCUGUGGGAGAAUCUUUCCCUUUUUUCUCUCAUUAGACCAAGCAGAUUGACUUUUCUGACUGAUUAGCUACACGUGUGUAACUGAUUAUGUGAGAGAGUCAAUAGUAGAAAGUCACUUUCCCUGCCAAACCAAGCAUAUCCUGUCACACAAAGUGAGGCCCACUCUGCUUGGUCCCAAACCAAGGGUGUCUAAGUUUGUAAAGUGAAAUUGUCACUAAGAUAAACACGUUUAAAUCACAUAGUGAAACUACUUUUCUAUCACAGAUAUGAAAACCUUCCACUGAAGAGAUAAAGAAGGAUUUGAAAUCAGAAAAGCAGGAUGGUAGAAUUGCUGCAGAGGCCUUUGCUAUCACUCCUCUUGGCAGGAGAUGGCAUGGGUGAGGAAGUGAAUAUACCCACCCUCAUGCCCACCACUACAGCAGGAGGAACAUAUCUGGACUUCACUUGCGACUCUGCUGUCUGGAGCAGAUCUCACACCUCCCUAGAUAAAAUUUGGAGGGGGGUUAUCAGAGUAAAUUCAAUGGCACCCCUGAGCCAUAGAGAAACAAGUGUGAGGAAUAUCAGAUAUAGGGGAGAGUGUCAUCAAGAGCAGCCCCCAUCAUGGCUAUCUUACAUACUUCACUCAUUAAGGAAGGCUAUCAUGGAAACAGGGUUCUAGACUCUCAAGAUUUUUGAAACUGUAUAUCUGGAUCACUUUAGAGUCUUACUAUUUAAGUAACGAGUAAUUACACAAUAAACAUGUCCAGAUAUUGCUCAAGCUGAUUUAACAAAGGGUGAAAUCCUAACUCAAAAAGAGUCAUUUACUGUAUAUCCCCAAACCACUGCUAAUGGCCCUUUAGAAUGAAAUUCCUAGAAUCCUAAAGGAAGUGAGGACACAUAGCGUUGAAGUGUCUAGACUUGAUAUCCUAUCCUUUGUCUUAAAGUAUACCUAUAAGAAAAGCCCACAGAGGGUCUGUUGAUCCAUGCCAAGAGUGAUCAGUCUAUUAGCAUCCAUUUGCUUGGUAAUAGUUAUCUCUAUCAGAUAAUGGCUGUUUAUUGUUCCUUAACUCCUGCAAGAUGGUAAUGGUACUGCCUCUUCACAAUCUUACUGGAGAGUGGAGGUCUCACUUAUUAAUUGUGGGAAUUAUGGCAUGCCCCCAGGAGACAGAUGAGUCUCAUAAAGGCUUAUACAGGGAAGAUGAACAGUACCCUCAGAGUGAAUGACCUUAGCGUUGAGGAAGUAACCAAGUGCUCAGCCAAGUGCCCUGAAAAAAGGAAUGGGAACUAGGUGUGUGUCGUACGGCUGCCACGGUGCUCUGCGGAGCUUCUUUGGUAUCCACAAAACACCCAUUGUGUCAGUAAACUACCACAGGGCUGAGUAAGGUAAAACUGCUUACUCCAGCAAAGAAGUCAACCUCAUGUCUUUACCCCCAAGAUAAAGAUAGUCUUAAAAUAUCAGAGUUGGGGAAAUCAAAUGGUAUAAAUAAGCCACCACGCCAACCACUCUACCUGCAAAACUGUGUUAUUUAUGUCAAGU
Rattus rattus (black rat) is the source of this 2299-nucleotide messenger RNA. RefSeq names its product sterile alpha motif domain-containing protein 12-like. Lineage: Eukaryota; Metazoa; Chordata; Mammalia; Rodentia; Muridae. The transcript has 3 exons. The record is from RefSeq and is a predicted model, not a curated record. Gene Ontology annotation, biological process: cell surface receptor protein tyrosine kinase signaling pathway. Gene Ontology annotation, cellular component: cytoplasmic side of plasma membrane. Gene Ontology annotation, molecular function: protein binding. Bases 130 to 579 code for a protein of 149 amino acids.